Thermochaetoides thermophila DSM 1495 is the source of this 1071-nucleotide messenger RNA. RefSeq lists its product as uncharacterized. The transcript is spliced from 2 exons. The coding region runs from base 1 to 1071 and encodes 356 amino acids. Gene Ontology annotation, molecular function: deoxyhypusine synthase activity. Gene Ontology annotation, biological process: peptidyl-hypusine biosynthetic process. The record is from RefSeq and is a predicted model, not a curated record. Gene Ontology annotation, cellular component: cytoplasm. Lineage: Eukaryota; Fungi; Ascomycota; Sordariomycetes; Sordariales; Chaetomiaceae.
AUGGAGAACGUCCCCUCAACCGCUGCCCAGGCAGUGCUGGUCAAGUCGGAAGAGAUGCCCGAGGAUGCACAGAAGGUUGAGGAGCUUGACUUCAACAAGUUCCGGGGACGGCCCAUCACAGCGGAUGACUUGCUGCAGGGCAUGCGGCACAUGGGCUUCCAAGCGACAGCUAUGUGCGAGGCCAUCCGCAUCAUCAACGAUAUGCGCGCCUGGCGCGACCCAGAGACGGGCGAACGCACUACCAUCUUCCUGGGAUAUACCUCCAACUUGAUCUCGUCCGGCUUGCGUGGUGUGUUUCGCUACCUCGUGCAGCAUCGCCAUGUAUCGGCCAUCGUCACCACUGCCGGCGGCAUCGAAGAAGACUUCAUCAAGUGCCUGGGUGACACCUAUAUGUCGUCAUUCCAUGCCCCAGGUGCCGAGCUGCGCAAGAAGGGUCUCAACCGCAUCGGCAACUUGGUGGUGCCCAACAGCAACUACUGUGCUUUUGAGGACUGGGUGGUGCCUAUCCUGGACAAAAUGCUUGAGGAGCAAGAGGCCAGCAAGGGCACUGAAGAAGAGAUCCACUGGACACCAUCAAAGGUCAUUCAUCGUCUGGGCAAGGAGAUCAAUGACGAGCGGUCGGUGUACUACUGGGCCUGGAAGAACGAUAUCCCCGUGUUCUGCCCAGCCCUGACGGAUGGUAGCCUGGGCGACAUGCUGUACUUCCACACCUUCAAGGCGUCUCCGCAGCAGUUGAGGAUUGACAUUGUCGAGGAUAUCCGUAAGAUCAACACCAUCUCUGUGCGGGCAAAGCGCGCAGGCAUGAUCAUCUUGGGUGGUGGUAUUGUCAAGCACCACAUUGCGAACGCCUGUCUGAUGAGGAACGGAGCCGAGUCGGCAGUGUACAUCAACACAGCGCAGGAGUUCGACGGCAGUGAUGCCGGCGCGCGGCCAGAUGAGGCCGUGUCGUGGGGCAAGAUUAAGAUUGGGGCAGAUGCUGUCAAGGUCUACCUGGAGGCGACAAGCUGCUUCCCCUUCAUCGUAGCCAACACAUUCGCCAAAGACGAUCAAUAUGCCAAAGAUGACCAAUAG